CUAAAUGGGUAAGAUUGUAAAAAUGAGGAAACUGCAUACUUUCUCGUCCUGGAGAGAACAAACACUGUAGGGGUAUUUGCGUAAAUUAAUGAAAUCCAAGCAUCCUCAGAAUUCUAAGAGCUAAGCAAACCAACUUGUAUCGGGAGAGGGAGAGCUAAGGAGAGAAUAAAAGGGGAGGAGAGGGGCAGAAGCGCCGUUGCUCGAUCUCUCUGAAGGCGAUCGCAUCAUAAUCACCCCUCGAUUUUUUUUGGGAACUACCCUCACAUUAUCAAAAUCAAAAACCCUAAUUUGGCUGCUUCUAUUUUUGGUUCCUCUCUUCCCCUGAUCAUUUUUAUUCCGGUUUUGCCCCUCUCUCAUUGAUCAUCAACAGCAGCUUGUCAGAUUCACCAGAAACCCUAAUUUUUCUCUAUGGCUACGACAGCUAAUGCCCUUAGUACCUCGAUAGCAUCAACGCCGACUAAUCACUCACCUCGGCAUCCCACCCCUGCGGCUGCCGUUGAGAAUCAUAAUCGCCCUCAUUCACGGCGCGGUAGUGGUGGUGGUUCAAGAGUGGUGUCCUCGCCGUGGACACAAAUUGUUCGGGGGGAAUCGGAGACGGUCACUGUGGCAGCCACUCAUUCACCGUCGGCGAGAGAGCCGAUGGUUGUGACUGAUCAACCAGUGUUGGUUGCUUCAUCAUCCUCUUCUUUGAUGACGACGGCGGAAGAAGAGAUUUUGGAUAACGGGAAUGUUUCCAACAGCAAUGCGGCUAAGAGGCCAGUCUGGAAUAAGCCGUCGAAUGGGGCUACGGAGGUUGGGCCGGUGAUGGGAGCGGUUUCCUGGCCUGCUUUGUCUGAGUCAGCUAGGGCUUCAGGGAAGCCGUCUCAAGAUUUAUCCAAAGGUUUAUCUGAUGGUUCAUCGUCUGUCCCAGUUCCACAGGGAACUGGAAGUGCAUCUUCAUCUUCACAUAAACAAGUUAGCAAUAAUGCAAGCCCUAAUUCAACUCCAAAUCAUACAAUGUCAGCACGCCAGAGAUCAAUGAAGCGUAAUGGUGCUAACACAUCUUCCAAUGGUGGCACCCCUCAACCACCAGGAUCACAGCCCCAAACAGGGGAAGUUCAUUUAAAUAACCCUUCUCCUAGGGAUCAUUCACAAAGGAACUCACAAUCCCGUGGUGCUAAUGAUCACCCACAACAGCAGCGCAAUUCAUUCAGGCGCAAUGGCGGUCCACAUUCACGUGGAGAUGGUUCUCACCAUCACAAUUAUGGGGGCAGACGUGAUCAAGAUCGUGCAAAUCAAGACUGGAACACUCAUCGAAACUUCAACAGCAGAGAUAACCAUAUGCAGCCACAUAGAGUUGUCCAAAGGUUUAUUAGGCAUCCACCACCUCCACCGCCACCACCUACUACUGCCCCAUUUAUUGGAUCCCCAAUGCGGGCCUUUAGCAGUCCCAUUGGAUUCCAUGAAUUUUAUUAUUUUGCUGGCCCACCUCCAGACACUCUCAGAGGCAUGCCUUUUGUUGCAGCACCAAUACCACCUCCUGCAAUGUAUUUUACUACUCCAGACCCUCAGUUGCAUUCUAAGAUAGUGAAUCAGAUAGAUUAUUAUUUCAGUAAUGACAAUUUAAUUAAAGAUACAUUCUUGCGGCAGAACAUGGAUGACCAGGGCUGGGUAUCUAUUAAAUUAAUAGCAGGCUUCAACAAAGUUUCACAUUUGACUGACAAUAUCCAGUUUAUAUUGGAGGCUAUAAAAAGUUCAUCUGUUGUUGAAGUACAGGGCGACAAAGUAAGGAGGCGAAACGAUUGGAUGAGAUGGAUAAUGCCACCUUCUAUUCAGUUUCCAAGUGUUUCAGGUCCUCCGUCACUUAGGAGGUCCAGUCAUGACAUGCUGGCAGCCCAUGUCCAAAGUAUUUCAUUGGAGGAGAAUGCUGCUAGCCACAGCAGUGGAAGGAGUCCAGCAGAUGUGCAUAAUGAAGCAUUUAUCGGCAGAUCUUCAUCUGGGGAAUUGAAUAGCCAGUCGCUUGUAUCUACUACUGAAGGAACAGGUCAAGUCAGUGUACGGGGAGGUUCAGAUUCAUCUACUUGAGCAAGAAAUUUGAGCAAGUAAAACGUGUGCUGUGGCACAUUCUACUGGAACUUCUUGGUAGAAGGUGGGGAGUGACGGCUUUGAUUGCAGUGGUGGAUGUCUCGUCUUUUCUUGGUGGUAGUGGUCUUGCCUUGGCGCGAUGAAACACAGUUUCUCGUGGGGCAAUUAGAAAGACAAGUAGAAGGAAAGCAAAAGAAAACUUUUUAGACAGACGAAAAACUGAAAGAGAUAAAAAAAAUAUAUUAUAUAAAAAAAAGACAGAAAUGAAAAACAUUUAUAACUAGAGCUAGUAGCAUGAGUUUACUGGGAUGUAUCUAUGGUUUUUGUUGAGGGGGGGAUGGGGGGUAUUGUGUUUUUUUAUCCCAUAAAUGUUUGUGGUGGCCUAUUUGGUGUUAUUAAUGGGGGAAUUUUGGUUUUGCAUCCCCGUGUUGCCCGCCAGCUGGGUUUUAAAAAUCUCUGGGAUCAGAUCAUCUCCGAUUAGAGGAGGUAAAUAUAUCAUUUCUGAGAGAUGGAACAAAAGAAUAUAGUUCGUAUCGAGUCUUCGUGCUGUGAGGAGAGAGUGGCUUUUAUGGGAUGCUGCGGCUUAUGCUAUGAUCUGGCUGUUUAGGUUUCUCGUAACACAUUAUAUUUAUAAUUGCAUUUAUAUGUAUACCUUCUUCAUACCUUUUGAAGAUUUCACUGCAUAAAAUGGUCCUCUCAGUGAAACCAUGGCAACAUCUAGUUUCAGGGCUGGAUGUGUUUGACGUUAUAUUUGUGUUAAAUUUAAGACUUAGAUUGUGGAAUUUGGCCAUAUCCGAAUGAUUUUAUUAUGUUUAUUAAUUCAUAUCGGUGUCUGGAUGA
Messenger RNA from Hevea brasiliensis (rubber tree), 2904 nucleotides. RefSeq names its product la-related protein 1C. Gene Ontology annotation, molecular function: RNA binding. The record is from RefSeq and is a predicted model, not a curated record. Bases 409 to 2064 code for a protein of 551 amino acids. Lineage: Eukaryota; Viridiplantae; Streptophyta; Magnoliopsida; Malpighiales; Euphorbiaceae. The transcript is spliced from 6 exons.